Oldenlandia corymbosa var. corymbosa is the source of this 369-nucleotide messenger RNA. The record is from the annotation of a GenBank genome assembly. Lineage: Eukaryota; Viridiplantae; Streptophyta; Magnoliopsida; Gentianales; Rubiaceae.
AUGGGUGCGAUCAGAAAGCAACCACUUGUAAUGUCGCUUCCCGCAAAGCUCAAACCCCCCCUUAGAGAAGGAAAUGACGUCUUCUGUUUCCCAGAUCUCGAGCCUCCUGUCCUGAAGUACCGCCACAAUGCGGUGAUCACUGGAUACCUGACCGCGUUUGGUACUGUUUUCUUGGAAUGUCAACAAUCAUAUGGGGUCGAUUUUGGAAACAAGGGAAUUGCAUAUGUGCCGAUUGAUGCUGUUCAUAAGCAUUUGUUGAUAACUCCGAUGCUUAGGAAGCAAGAUUCACCCUUCCUUCCAGGGAGAGAGAUGACAAGUUUUAGGAGGAGGAAUGGAAUUUUGCAAGAGGAGGAGGGUUUGGCGUUCUAG